Molecule: messenger RNA, 576 nt
Organism: Oppia nitens
Lineage: Eukaryota; Metazoa; Arthropoda; Arachnida; Sarcoptiformes; Oppiidae
Product: baculoviral IAP repeat-containing protein 3-like
Exons: 1
Coding region: 1-576 (191 amino acids)
Biological process (GO): positive regulation of protein ubiquitination; negative regulation of apoptotic process; regulation of cell cycle
Cellular component (GO): nucleus; cytoplasm
Molecular function (GO): ubiquitin protein ligase activity; cysteine-type endopeptidase inhibitor activity involved in apoptotic process
Source: RefSeq, a predicted model, not a curated record
AUGGCCUCUGGAAAUGAAGUUAUAUUUAGUAAAAUAGAAGAUAGAAUACAAUCUUUUAAUAAUUCUGAAUGGAUUAACACUGUUGAUUGGACACGUGAUUACCGAAAGUUUGCUUUGGCUGGAUUUUAUUCGAUAGGACAUUUAGAUUACGUUAAAUGCUUUAGCUGUGAUGGACGUUUGUGCUCAUGGACACGAGUUGAUGAUCCAUGGAUCGAACACGCAAAGCAUUACCCUCAUUGUGACUAUCUUAGAGCACAGAAAUGUCAAAGUUUUAUAACAACUUGUCGAGAAAUGUAUUAUGAAAGACCUGUUGUAAAUGUAGAAAUGUUAUUUGAGUACACGUACUCAUCACCGCAUCCUCCUUUGGUUGUUCAAACACCACCAUCUGUUGAAAUACAACAAAGUCAUCAACAGAAUAAUAAAAUGCUUUGUAAGAUAUGCUAUGAAAAUGUAAUGGAAGUGGUGUUUCUACCUUGCGCACAUCAGAUAUCGUGUAUAAGAUGUAGUCAGCGUUUGCUCAAAUGUCCUUAUUGUAGAGCUAAUGUUACAAAAAGAUUAAAAGUAUUUAUAUGUUAA